AUGGCAUUUGACAGCGUGCGAGCGAGCGAGCGAACGAGCGGGCCAUCGGAAAGUUCCCCGGCAACAACAUCGUCCAAAAGGAUGCCCUAUUGUCUGAAGAAAAAAGCCGGUGUCACACAUUUUGCGGCGCGUGUUAUCCGCUCCAUGUACCUCGGUCGUUACGCAAGCCGUUCGGUGCCAAGUUCGAGUCUACGUCUGUGGCCUCCUGGCCUAGCCUCCUGGCCUCCCGGCCUCUUGCGUGCUACGGUGCACAGCAGAAUCAGGACCUGCUCCGUCUACGACCCCGUCGCUGACCCUCAAGUUGAACGAGAAACAGACACCGAUCAGGUGAAAACGAUCCUCGAUCUCCGUUGCACUUUCUCCGCCAGUCUGAUCGUCACAGAACGAGUGCAGGGUCGAAAUCGAAAAUAUGCCAAAAGCCUGGACGGAAACGACAGGCGACAUGAGUUUUUUCUCGACAACCGUUUCUUUCGCCUCUUAGAUAGUGAAUUUCAGGUCGACGACCUCAUUUCGGUGUUUUGUUUCGAGGUGGCCUCAAAGCAAAAACCGCCUGAACCAAUGCUCAGAAACGAGCCGACGGUCCGCUGUCGCGGAGGAUCGGACGCCGUCCACCAGAGGGAGGAUUUCGCCUCACAAAAACGUCGUUAA
Molecule: messenger RNA, 648 nt
Organism: Soboliphyme baturini
Lineage: Eukaryota; Metazoa; Nematoda; Enoplea; Dioctophymatida; Soboliphymatidae
Source: the annotation of a GenBank genome assembly